Messenger RNA from Chrysemys picta bellii (western painted turtle), 1476 nucleotides. The record is from RefSeq and is a predicted model, not a curated record. Lineage: Eukaryota; Metazoa; Chordata; Testudines; Emydidae.
AUGUGUCCUGAGGACUGGUAUGACCUGGCAGCAGCUGAGCUACAUGUCGUCGCCAGGGGCGCCAUUCCGGCCAACGUCUUCAAAAAUUCCAACAUCAAGCCCCAGCUCUCCUCGGGCAACAACGUUCCCACCAACUGCCUGGAUGUGGCAGGCAGUGGCCCUCCGGGCUACUGCUACAAUGUCUGCCUGACACCGGAGUCCACCAAGAAUGACUUCAUGUUCCUAAAGCCCUACAGCCCGAGUCCCACAAGGAACAAGGAGAAAGCUGCCGAGAACUUGCCAGGGCCGGGAAGGAAGCCCCGAGCAGCGAAUAACACCGUCAGUGCCACCAGCCAGGAUAUCCCUGCGGGGAACAGCCAGCCCCUCUCCACCAGCAUGGACACAGACCUGGAUCCCCCUCCCCAGCCAGUGCUGGGGCUGGAUCCCCCUUCUGGAGCAGUGAGCGAAGGACUCCCCCUGCUCAUCAUCUGUGCGGUCUCCAGAGAUGCCAGAGAGUGGAGAUUUCACUUCUACAAGGAUGGAGCUGAGAUCAUCCCUGGGGACAUGGGGUCUGAGAUCAACACCACGGAGCCUGGCACUGUCUCUAUGAAUGUCUCUGUGCUCAGCAUCCCACAGGCCGGUCCCAACAACACCGGGGAAUUCACCUGCAGGUACGAGGAGAACGUGAGCGGGAGGUGGAUCCCGUCCCCCAGGAGCCGGGCUGUGAACGUGACUGUGAACGUCACCGGGACAGCCUCUUACAGUACCCGUGAUAUUCUGCUGACAACAGGUGGCCUCUUGCUUCUGGUUGGAGCCAUUGCUGCUCUCAUCUGUUACUGCAGGAGGAAGAAAAGAGUUCCAAAGCCUCAGAAAAACAUUGAGGGAUCUGAGCCCAGAGGAUGUGCCAGAAACCUGCAUCCUGAUCAUGAUCAUCAGGGAUCUAAAGCCAGGGUUCCUGGUGCAGAGCAGAUGGAACAGGGCUCUGAAGUCACCUACGCGCUCAUGGUAUUCCCGGCCUUGGAGGCCCAGGCAACCCAGUCGAAAAACAAAGCCAAGCCUGCUGAAGAUGAGCAUGUGCUGUAUAGCGAGGUGGUGACAACGUGCACCCGAAAGGCAGCUAAAUAAGGAGGGGAAACCCUCUCUACGUCUCUCUGCAUCUUCUCCUCCUCCAGGCAUCCGUAUCCUUAACCCUUUAUAUCUCAAGAUCCCUUUUAUGCCACUUGGCAAAGCGCACACCCAACACACUUGUCAGACUAUUUAGCCAACCAGCAGCUUGUCGGGUAUCAUAGAAAAACUUGUGACCCACUGCCCGGGAAUAUCACUGUAUGAUGUACGUACGGGUUGUGUAGAAAGAGUUACAUAUGUAUGCUGGAAAUAUGUUGUGGGUGUGGUUGCUAAACAAGCGACAAAGAGUCCUGUGGCACCUUAUAGACUAACAGAUGUAUUGGAGCAUAAGCUACCACUCUGAUACUUGAUAAACAAGGUGGCCGGAGACAA